Mixia osmundae IAM 14324 is the source of this 1545-nucleotide messenger RNA. RefSeq lists its product as uncharacterized. The record is from RefSeq and is a predicted model, not a curated record. The transcript has 3 exons. NCBI's taxonomy places the organism in Eukaryota, Fungi, Basidiomycota, Mixiomycetes, Mixiales, Mixiaceae. The coding region runs from base 1 to 1545 and encodes 514 amino acids. Gene Ontology annotation, molecular function: oxidoreductase activity.
AUGCUCGGUAGACUGGGCCUGUUGUGCCUGCUAAGCGCUCUGCAAAUUGCAGCGGCGCCUGCCAGCGCGUCUGCGAAAGCCAGUUCGACAGCGACUGCUUCGUCCUCUUCCUCGUCGAGCAGCUCAAAGCAGAACGCCAAGGUCCUCAUCUUGGGAGCAGGGGUUGCUGGCAUCACUGCGGCCAUCAAUCUGCAGAAGGCAGGGGUCACAGACUGGCUCAUCAUCGAUGCAGAGCCGCAGAUUGGAGGGCGCAUGCAGAGCCAGAAGCUGGCCAACGGCCUCGUCGUAGAGCGUGGGCCGAAUUGGGUUCAAGGUCUCAAUUCGUCAUCCGGGUUCAAUCCCAUUUGGAGGCUCGCUCUCGACGCCAACUUAUCGACGUCCAUCAGCGACUUCAGUAACUUUACAGCCUACAAUCUCAAUGGCAAAGCAAAAGGCGUCGACGAUCUGUACGAUCAGUACAGUGACGCCUUUGCGAACUUCUUGUCCAUUGCAGGCACUAAGCUCGACCAGAAUCAGUUCGACUACAAUGCAAGAGGCGGCCUCUUCAGAGCCGGAUGGAAUCCAUUGACGCCGGAGGCGAGAGCCGUCGAGGCUUACAACUACGAUAUGGAGUUUGCACAAAGUCCGUCAGACUCAUCCUGGACGUACUCAUCAGUCAAUACUAACGACACCUUCAAUCUCUUCUCGGCCGACAAUGCCCUCUCCAUUGAUCAGAGAGGUUUCAGCGUCAUACUGGAACACGAGUUUGCGCCUCUUAACGCCUCAUCAAAGCUGCGCUUGAACACAACCGUCAAGAAGGUUGCAUAUAGUACCUCGGGUGUCUCAGUCACCACAACCGGCGGGCAGAAAUUUACAGGCGAUUAUGCGAUCUGUACCUUCUCAGUUGGCGUGCUACAGAAUAGCGACGUCACAUUCAGCCCAUCAUUUCCCGUAUGGAAACAAGACGCCAUUGACAGCUUCGCUAUGGCUGUCUAUACAAAGAUCUUCAUCACCUUUACCGAGAAGUUCUGGGCAGCGAACGAUCAAUUCGCGUUAUAUGUCGACCCCGCCGUUCGUGCGAGAUAUGUCCAGUUCCAAUUCCUCGACGUAGAAGACUUCUUCCCUGGCUCAAAGACGCUCUUCGUUACGGCUCUCGGCGAUCAGGCAGUCGCUGUCGAGGCGCGCAGCGAGCAGGACGUACAAGACGAAAUCGUUGGCAUUCUCAAGGGCAUGUACGGAAACAAGGCCAACAUUGUAGCGACAUCGAUCUACUAUCCGCGCUGGCAUUCCGAUCCACUGUACAGAGGAUCGUAUAGCAAUUGGCCAGCAGGUUAUAGCCCGCUCUCUCAAGAGAAUCUACGCGCUGGUCUUCCUGCAGGCAAAGAUGCUCGACUGCUCUUCGCCGGCGAAGCUCUCUCGUACCAGUGGUAUGGCUUCUUGCACGGAGCUUACUACAGUGCUCUGGACACGACCAAUGGCCUCAUUGAUUCGUUCAAGACAUCGAAACUAAACGAGUCGUACUAUCCAGUUGUCUAUCAAUCGACGCAGCAAAGCAUCACCUUUUAA